AUGAGUGAACUGCGUGGACAACCACCAAUUCUUCGACGGAGGAAGAACCAUGUCCCAGAUGACAUCGUACUCAACAACAUCCUUACAAGGGUACCGGUGAAAUCAUUGAUGAGAUUCAGGAUUUAUGAGACUGGAAUUCCUUCUGAUUUUGGGCUUGUCAAAAUAGUCGGUUCCUGCAAUGGCUUACUGUGUCUCACUGGUUUUAAUCCCAGUAAUGAUAAAUAUUCGUGUCCUCAUCCCAGUAUUGAUAUAUAUUUGUGGAACCCCAGCAUUAGAAAAUUCAAGAAAUUGCCUGAUACUUGCUUAGGACAGUUAAGGUGUGUUAAACUCAGAUUUGAUUAUCAUUCUGAGAAUAAUGACUACAAGGUUGUCAGGAUUUCAUUAUCUCCUUUGUCUGGACAUGAGAUUGAGGUGUACACGUUAAGUUCGGAUUCAUGGAGAAGGUAUGAAAUUUUGUUACCAACCAAUGUAGUGAUCUUGGAUAUAAGUUUUUAUUACCCAUUGGUUAGUGGAGCUUUGCACUGGAUGGCAUAUAUUAAUGGAGAGAAUCGCAGGACAGAAACUAUUAUGGCAUUUGAUGUCAAUAGUGAGAAAUUCAGAAAGCUAGAACUGCCUGAUAAUUCUAUGAUUUCUAAUGAUAGAUGUCUUGCAUUAUUCAAAGGGAAAUUGGCUUACAUUGAAUGUGGACGUAUUCAACCAUGUGGCUUCCAAUACUCCAUAUGGGUGAUGAGGCAGUAUGGUGUGGUUGAGACUUGGCAUAAAAUUUUUGUUGUACCAUUUCUCCAAGUAACUUCUUGCAUUGCCUUUACUGAGUAUGGUUCACUUCUGGUUUGGUGCAUCGAUCAUCAAGUAAAGAACAAGGAAUUUAAGUUUCUUUUAAUUGACACUGAAAAUCUACAUGAGAAGGAACUUGAUAUCCAAUUUCCUUCAAUCGUAACUAAUUUCAUGGACAGCCUUGUUUUACUUGAUGGAGCAAACGUGGUAUCUUACUAA
Messenger RNA from Quercus robur (English oak), 993 nucleotides. Its product is annotated as F-box/kelch-repeat protein At3g06240-like. The coding region runs from base 1 to 993 and encodes 330 amino acids. The record is from RefSeq and is a predicted model, not a curated record. The transcript has 2 exons. Lineage: Eukaryota; Viridiplantae; Streptophyta; Magnoliopsida; Fagales; Fagaceae.